AUGACGCAGUCAUGCCUCUUUCUCCCCCUGCCUGCUUCUCGCCCCCGUCAAGCCCCCAACACCGUAUCCCUUGGCUCUUGUGGCAUCACUCAGUCCUCAUCCUCUCCCUCCCCCCUCCCUCUGCUGUGGAAUGGUGCCCAUCUGUUUGGUAAGAAGCGC
Molecule: messenger RNA, 159 nt
Organism: Closterium sp. NIES-65
Lineage: Eukaryota; Viridiplantae; Streptophyta; Zygnematophyceae; Desmidiales; Closteriaceae
Source: the annotation of a GenBank genome assembly